Molecule: messenger RNA, 1101 nt
Organism: Lampris incognitus (smalleye Pacific opah)
Lineage: Eukaryota; Metazoa; Chordata; Actinopteri; Lampriformes; Lampridae
Gene: il12ba
Product: interleukin 12Ba
Exons: 9
Coding region: 1-1101 (366 amino acids)
Molecular function (GO): protein binding
Source: RefSeq, a predicted model, not a curated record
AUGUUUGCAGAGGUCAGGAUGCUUUUUUCUGCUUUCAUCGUUAUCUGUGCGAUAAUACAGCAAGUAAAUGGACGCAACCCGAUAAACCAAUGGACUCUCAUACCAAACACUCUGGUAGUGGAAGUGGAUGGCUGUUUGGGCCAGCAACUUCUGACCUGCUUGGAUUCAGCAGAGAUGGGCAGGAGGAACGUCCAGGUUCAGGAUAUCGUUUGGAAGAAGGAUGGCGUGGAGGAGAUGCAGAGAGGGAACUCAUACCGGGUGCAGCUGGAGGAGAGCCAGGGAGGGGGCAACUACACCUGUCACGGCAAGGAUGGGUCGCUCCUUAACCACACCUUGGUGCUGAUCCAAAUGGAUGCCACCAAGCAGAAGAGAAUUCUCCUGAGAACCGACCAAAAUGAUUAUUUAAAGUGCUCAGCUAAAAAUCACAAUGGAGAGCUCCGUUGCUCCUGGACGUGGCAUCCUUACCGCCUGGGCAAAGUGACACUCGUUAGAGUUCAACGUGGGUUUCCUGAUCCUGAUUAUACCCAUUGCUCUGUGGAAGUGAGUGACCAGCAGUGGACAUGUUCCUCACCCUUGGGCAAUAUCACCUGUGUAGUGGAUCUUAACGGCCGUGGCAUCUCCUGUCGGGAUGAGCAGCAUUGCCCCUACGCCGAGGAGAACCAGCGAAUCCAUCUCACCAUCUACGUCAGGAGUAACUACUACCUGGUAGAAGACUACUCUACAAGUUUCUAUAUGUCCGAAAUAGUAAAGCCUGACAAGGUGACGAUCAGUAAGGUCAAUGAAACCACAAUACAGUGGAGUUACCCUUGCACCUGGAGCAGCCCUCACUCCUACUUCCCCCUCACAUUUGAGAUCGUAGAGAUCAAGAAGACCUGUAGGAGACAGAACCCCUGUGAGCACCCAUGCAUAACAAAAAAAGUCGUAAACACUAUGCUGGUCAGCCCUGGAGUCACCUACCAGUAUAAAGUCAAGCACAGACGCAACCCAGUCUGUGUCCGAGCUCAGGAUGUUCUCUGUAACUCACGAUGGAGCGACUGGAGCAGCUACAAGCCGAUCCAGGAGCUACCCAGACAUAGACCUGAUCCAGACGUGCGAGGCUAA